AUGGCGUUCAACUUCAACUGGUCGCCUUUAAUGGCAGACGCGGGUUUUUACACUCGCGCCCAAGAUCUUCUCACUGCCGCCCUCAAUAAAUCGCCCAAACCUCCCAUUAUCGUCGAUGAUAUCCAUGUCACCGAACUAAACCUGGGCUCCAUCCCACCCGAACUGGAGAUCCUGGAAAUCGGUGACCUGGCUGAGGAUCGAUUCCGCGGCAUUUUUAAAAUGUCUUAUACCGGCGACGCCUUUCUCACGCUGAAGACCCGAGUUCAGGCGAAUCCACUUAAUACUUUCCUCCUCACACGACCGACUUUCGCAUCGCCUGUGCCACUUGCUGCUGCUACCCCGCUCACAAUACCGCUCCAAAUCACACUGUCGGAUUUCAAGUUAUCGGGAUUUGUUAUCUUAGUAUUUUCGAAACAAAAAGGAAUAACCGUUGUAUUCCGCAAUGAUCCGCUGGAGUCGCUCAAGGUUUCUUCCACAUUCGAUUCGAUCCCAUUUGUGCGCGACUUCCUACAGAAAGAAAUCGAGGCCCAGCUACGGAUCUUGUUUAUGGAUGAACUUCCUGCCAUUAUCCAUCGACUAUCGCUCCGAUUAUGGGUUCCCGAAUAUCGCACAGGAGAGGAAAUGAACGACGAGAGGGAUAACACGACCUCAACGAGUGAAGGCCCUGGCCAAGAUCCCUUGGCCAGCCCGCCACAGGACCCCGUCGACUCACUCGGAAACGCCCUCAACGAGUCUGAAAUCGCAUCGCUUUCUUUGGACUCAUCAGUUGAGACGCAUUCCCUUUUCUCGCAGAAGAAUCUGCUUCGCUUGGCCGCUCUGACCGACUCGCAACGCACCCUAUCGCUGUUCACCCCUUCGAUCAAUGAAGUUGUAUAUCGAGCAUGGACCUCUCCCACCGACACCAGCGAGUUCCCCUCAAGCGUUAUCUCCCCGCUAAGCCCAAACCUCUCGAGAACCCACUCCCAUAUCGGCAGCAUGUCCUCUAUCCACGAAACCGCUAGCACGGUGUCCAUGAGUCGAUCCUCCACACCAAGCCACAGUUUCAGCACCAGCACCUACGGCCUGAGCCUAGGAGCUGGCCGCCACUCCAAGGCUCACUCGCGGAAGCGCAAGAAGCGCGUCGUGGAUCUGCGCCGCCCCAAGACAACCGAUGAUGCUAUGAGUGUCAGCGACGAGAGCAUCAUGACAGAGUCCUCCAGACCCCCGUCUAUUGCCUCUGCUCCUCUUCCAAUUGUCAGUGAACAGUCCGAUGACCCGGUGACACCACCGAUGUCAGCGGCAAAUGAUUCCCACCUACCCAUGAUUCCCGAGCGACACCGGACGAGCCUGUCCCGCAACCGCCGCGAUGGUGAUCUCUCAUACUCCCAUGAAACCAUUCGCGCACCGAAGGCGGAAGACGUGGACGCCACACCCCGCCCCAAUAUCCGAGGUUUCCCUCAGGAAAAGGCUGAGGCUGGACCGUCCGCUCGUCCUCCUUUACCUGCUGCUGCUCUCCCAUUUACUAAAGAGGAGAAGCCUGAUAGCGUUGAAUCUGUUCUGGUUGAGAGACUGGCCGGUGAAAUCGCUCGACGAAUGCGCGAGGACAAGAUGAUGACAAAUGCCUGCAGCGGCUUUUGGAGUCGCCAGCAUGAAGACACUCCUCCCCCGGCCUAUGGUCACUGA
Molecule: messenger RNA, 1662 nt
Organism: Penicillium soppii
Lineage: Eukaryota; Fungi; Ascomycota; Eurotiomycetes; Eurotiales; Aspergillaceae
Exons: 2
Coding region: 1-1662 (553 amino acids)
Biological process (GO): mitochondrion organization; phospholipid transport
Cellular component (GO): ERMES complex
Molecular function (GO): lipid binding
Source: RefSeq, a predicted model, not a curated record